Messenger RNA from Macrosteles quadrilineatus (aster leafhopper), 2042 nucleotides. RefSeq names its product glucose dehydrogenase [FAD, quinone]-like. Bases 15 to 2009 code for a protein of 664 amino acids. Gene Ontology annotation, molecular function: oxidoreductase activity, acting on CH-OH group of donors; flavin adenine dinucleotide binding. NCBI's taxonomy places the organism in Eukaryota, Metazoa, Arthropoda, Insecta, Hemiptera, Cicadellidae. The transcript is spliced from 2 exons. The record is from RefSeq and is a predicted model, not a curated record.
GUUGGGUGAUAGUCAUGGGUUUUCCCUAUGGUGUUAUAUUAAUGUUUUGUUCCCAGUUCACAGUAUGUGUAAGGUCUAACGUGUGUACUACGUACAACCCGUUGUUCCUGGAAGGCACGUGUUCCUCCCACUACUCAGACACUGCGGCUCUGCUAAUAGACGAGGUGUUCUUAUCCCUGGCUGAGGCGGACUGCGAGCUGGCCAACCCCUGCAACUACCCUCCUCAGUACAACCCUAGGGACUGGGAGGAGUUCGACUUCAUCGUCGUAGGUGCAGGAUCUGCCGGCUCCGUGGUAGCCAAUAGACUGACAGAGAUCGCCGGGUGGACGGUCCUCCUGAUUGAAGCUGGAGGAGAUCCUCCUAAGACAUCUGAAGUGCCCAAUUUACGCGGAGCAUUACACAAUACGGAAUAUCAAUGGCACUACCGAUCUAACUCUGAAGAACCAACCUGUUUAGGAUUUACUGGUAGUCAAUGCAGCUGUGAAAUGGGUAAAAUGCUGGGUGGAUCCAGUUCACACAACGGACUGAUAUAUAUAAGGGGAAACCAUAAGGACUAUGAUGGUUGGGAGGCUCAAGGAAAUGUUGGUUGGAGUUAUAAAGACGUGUUGCCCUAUUUUAAAAAGUCUGAGGAUAUGAGAGCUCCAGGAGUAAAGUGCACCCCUGAUUUCUUUGACUACCAUUCAGUUGGUGGCCCUUUAAAGGUUGACGACCUUAACAUUGACAAUACAGAACCAAUACCAGCACUUUUGGUAGGAGGUUUAUCUGAACUUGGAUACUUCAUAAACCCUGAUCAUAACGGUAGAUAUCAGUCAGGGUUCUGUAGAGUAUCAGGUACUGUGGAGGAGGGUAGGCGAUGUAGCACAGUGAAAGCUUUUUUAACCCCAAUAAAAGAUAGACCAAACUUGAAAGUAUCUAAGUUUGCGCAAGCAACCAAAAUAUUAAUCGAUGAAAACACGAAUGUGGCAUAUGGCGUUGAGUUGAUUGACAGUAAUGGCUACUUAGUUAGAGUUAUAGCCAAGAAGGAAGUUAUUCUGUCUAGUGGAGCUAUAAGAAGCCCACAGCUACUAAUGCUUUCAGGGAUAGGUCCAAGUGAUCAUUUAUGGGAGCGUGGAAUUAAUGUUAUACACGAUCUACCUGUAGGUAAACGAUUGGAAGAUCAUCCUAUUCCAGCUGGCUUAAUUAUAUCACUAGACGUUACUUUACCAGAAGUUGAUCAAAACCAAAGCAUGUUUAACUUCUUAUUAAAAUUUAACAGUACUUAUGCCGGAAUAGGGAUGGGUUCAUUCAUAUUGUUUAUGGAAAGUGAAAGAAAAGGUUUAGACUACCCAGAUAUUCAAGUUUAUUUUGCGCACAUAAAUAAGAACUCAUCUGGAUUAUUACAGUAUACAAGGAGCCUCGGGCUUAAUGACGACAUCACUGAGAGUUUCAGAUCUAUUAAUGAGCACUCGCCCCUGCUGUUGGUAGCACCAUGUCUCAUCGGGCCAGAAAGUAGAGGUUCUGUCCGUCUUCAAAGUAAAAACCCAUUACAGUUUCCAAAGAUAAAUCUAGGUUAUUACUCGGAACCAAGGGACGUUGAUACUGUAAGCAAAGCCAUUAAUUUCCUUCGUGGUUUGGUGUUCACAGAACCGUUCAAAGCAGUAAAUGCCAGGUUUCAUGAAGUAUAUGUUCGAAGUUGUUCAAAAUUCCCUUAUGAUUCACGUCCAUACAGGGAAUGUUUUCUUAGACACAUGUCAAGUUCCACUUAUCAUUUUGUGGGCACGUGCCGCAUGGGACCCCCGGGACACCCCGAGGCCGUGGUAGACCCUCAACUCCGGGUACAGGGUGUGAGUAGACUGAGAGUCAUCGACGCCUCUGUGAUGCCGAAGAUUACACGAGGCAACACCAACGCCCCAACCAUCAUGAUAGCAGAGAAAGGUUCGGACCUCAUCAAACACACUUGGCUCAGCACUCCUUACAAUGGUGUGGAGGCAUUCAGCAGAGUUCUGCCUAUACCACAUAGAGGCUGGUAAUACUAAUCUACAAGGCAAAUAAAAGUAAUGUAG